AUGGCAACUUACGACCAGGAAUACUGGCAGGUCAUUGAACCAAUGGCCAAGGCCCAAGCGGCCCAGCCCAUGCCGCCACCGAAAAACUGCCUUGAGAUCCGGGCGCGAUCGCGCAAGUUUAUGGAGGCGGUGCUGCAGCGGAUGCCAUUUCCCGAGAACGUGACGGAGACGCGCAUCGACGUGGUGACACCAGACGGCCACACGGUUCCGGUGUACCGCUAUGCCACGGCCGAACAACUCGCGCGCAAGGACCAGCCGGUGGUGUUGUAUAUGCAUGGUGGCGGCAUGGUAUCGGCAUCGGCCCAGCUGUACCGAACGUUGAUGGCGACGCAGGUCAUCGAUUUUGGCGUGCAGCACUUUGCCGUCGACUACCGGCUGGCGCCCGAGGCAACGGCACCGGUGAUGCUGGAAGAGUGCUACAGCGUGCUGGCGUACCUCUCGGGCCACGCAGCAGCGCUGGGCAUCGAUGCCGCGCGCAUCGGCGUCGCCGGCGACUCGGCUGGCGGCGGCCUGGCCACGGGCGUCACGCUGAUGGCACGUGAUCGCAGCCUGCAGCCGCCAGUGGCCAAGCUGAUCGUGCUCUAUCCCAUGCUAGACGACCGCACGGUGCAGCGACACCCGCCCAAGGGCGCUCGUCUGUCGGGCGCCAGCACCACCGACGACGACUGGGCCAAGCGCUCUGUGCUCGUCUGGAGCACCGAGCAGAAUGCCAUGGCCUGGGCGGCGUAUCUAGGUCUCGGCAAUCCCGGCACGGACGGCGCGCUCGAGGCGGCCACUGCGCUGACUGAGGCCACCGCCAACGACGCCGGCACGCUGCCGUCCACCAUCACCCCUUACUCGGUGCCGGCCCGGGCCGAAUCGCUGGUCGGCAUGCCCAGCACGUACAUCGAUGUCGGCGCGCUCGACCUCUUCCUUGAGGAGGCUGUGCACUUCGCAGCCAAGCUGGCGCGCGAUUCGGUCGAGUUCGACUUUCACGUCCUGCACGGGCUGCCUCACGCCUACAACCAGGUGGCGCCGUCCAUCACGGCCGCACAGUCGGCACGUGCCCUGCAGAAAGGGGCGUACACCAGCUUUUGA
Messenger RNA from Grosmannia clavigera kw1407, 1077 nucleotides. RefSeq names its product arylesterase monooxygenase. NCBI's taxonomy places the organism in Eukaryota, Fungi, Ascomycota, Sordariomycetes, Ophiostomatales, Ophiostomataceae. Gene Ontology annotation, molecular function: hydrolase activity. Bases 1 to 1077 code for a protein of 358 amino acids. The record is from RefSeq and is a predicted model, not a curated record. The transcript has a single exon.